Messenger RNA from Adineta steineri, 324 nucleotides. The record is from the annotation of a GenBank genome assembly. Lineage: Eukaryota; Metazoa; Rotifera; Eurotatoria; Adinetida; Adinetidae.
AUGGUUAUGGAUUCAUUUUCUCAUUUAUCUGAUGUUAUACAAUAUCUUCGUCUUAUAAAACAUCCAAAAAUUUUUGAAUCUUGUGCAAUCCCACAAUUAAUGGCUAUAGCAACACUUGUUCAAUUAUAUAAUAAUCCAUUCGUAUUUACAUCUGUUGUUAAAAUUCGAAAAGGACUUGCAUGUAAAUUAAUGUUAAAUUGUUCAGAUAUCAAACAAGUUGAAUAUUAUUUUUGUUUAUUUAUUAAUAAGAUUGAAAAGAAAAUUCCAAAAUAUUCUAAUGUUAAUAAUAAGCAUAUGCAAGAAUUAAUUAAUAAUAUCAAAUAA